AUGGCCGACGAAGAAAUCCAGUCUCGAUUCGCUCCCAACGGGACGCUGGAGCCAGAUGUUGCCAGCGAGCUCCAGUCCAUGGGCCGGCUACACGACAUCUCAGCCGAGGACCUCUAUUUCAAAUGGGAGUCGUACUGCAUCAAGAUGGACGUGGACGCGCAGGCCGUGACGUUGUCGAAUGUGCGCGGCCUGAAGCAGAGCAUCCAGGACGAGCUGGAGAAGUCGCAGCGCCGGCUGCAGGUCAAGAGCGAGAGGAAGAUGGCGCCGACACCGAGGCCCAAGGCGGGCAAGGGAGAUGUGUUUGGCAUGUUGGAUGGCCUGGUGCCGAGCACGCCUGCGUCGGGGAAGCACAAGGCGCCUGGCAGUGGGUUGAGGAAGAGGAUGGAGAUGCAGAGGGACAUUCCGAGCUCGCCAGCAGCAGGACUCAACGAGCAGCUCAAGUCGAUGAAUCUCCCGUCGGCGACCUUUGCAGAACGACAGAACGCGGGAGAGGUGGUGGAAAUCCUCAACGACGAGCUCCCGCCGGCCGAAGCGCCCAUUGCGCCCUUCCCCGAACCGAGAAUCAAGCUUACGGCCGCCUCUGAUCAGAAGAAGACGGGCUACAAGCCGCUGGCGAUGAAGCUAUCCGAGGCUAGCGAGAUCCUCGACGACCGAAUCGACGACUUUCUUGACCUUGUCCGCGAGCACCAUGGUCUGGAGGACUCUGCUUUUGGCAACGCUGCAACUGCUAGCACAACCGAAGUCGUGGCUGUAGGCCGUAUUGCGUCGGAUUCUCUGGAGGGAAAGAUCAAUGCUGCCUCAAUAGUGCUGGAGACGUCAAGGCGGAUGGGGAGGGGCCUGAGAGUGCCGCUCAAGCUGGACGGUGUCCAGAGCUGGAGCUUAUUUCCGGGCCAGAUUGUUGCGCUCAGGGGCAGCAACAUCACGGGGGAUGAGUUUAUCGUCAAGGAGAUUCUAGACAUGCCGCUUCUGCCGAGCGCUGCGUCCAGCCCUGCGGCUCUUGAGGCUCAUCGGGAGAAGCUCAGGGGUGACCCAGAUGCCAUGGACUCGGACUCGGAACCUGCGCCGCUGAGCAUCAUCUAUGCGGCUGGGCCGUACACGGCUGAUGAUAACCUCGACUAUGAGCCGCUGCAGGCGCUCUGCAAUCAGGCAGCUGAUACAUAUGCCGAUGCCCUCAUUCUUACGGGACCGUUCCUGGAUAUCGACCAUCCUCUUAUUGCCACGGGGGAUUUUGAUCUUCCCGAAGAAGCCACAUAUGAUCCUGACACUGCCAACAUGAACACCGUCUUCAAAUAUCUUGUUGCUCCCGCACUAAACCGCCUCGCUUCCGCAAACCCUCAUCUCACAGUCAUUCUCGUCCCUUCCGUGCGCGAUGUCCUCGACAAACAUGUCUCCUGGCCUCAGGAUACCAUUCCCCGACGAGAGCUCGGCCUGCCCAAGUCGGUGCGCAUCGUCUCCAACCCCAUGACCCUGUCCAUGAAUGAGGUGGUUCUCGGCCUGUCCAGCCAAGAUGUGCUGUACGAGCUACGCAGCGAGGAGGUCUCCAAGGGGGCACCCCCCGGAGAGCUCAUGCGACGGCUGUGUCGUCACUUGGUUGAGCAGCGGCACUACUUCCCCGUGUUUCCGCCGACGGACAGGGCAAGGCUGCCGAAGACGGGGACGGAUGAUGGGCUUGCGACGGGUGCUAUGCUUGAUGUGAGCUAUCUCAAGCUGGGCGAGAUUGUCAACGUUCGGCCUGAUGUGUUGCUGAUUCCCAGCUUCUUGCCUCCUUUUGCAAAGGUUGUUGAAAGUGUUUUGGCAAUCAACCCAGGCUCUUUGUCGAAGAGACGUGGAGCAGGAACAUAUGCGCGCAUGACCUUGUAUCCCCCAACUUCAGACGGAGAAGUAAUAAAUGGCCUGAUAACUCACAAGGUAUUCGAUAGAGCACGGGUGGAGAUUGUGAGGAUAUAG
Molecule: messenger RNA, 1947 nt
Organism: Trichoderma aggressivum f. europaeum
Lineage: Eukaryota; Fungi; Ascomycota; Sordariomycetes; Hypocreales; Hypocreaceae
Exons: 3
Coding region: 1-1947 (648 amino acids)
Biological process (GO): DNA replication initiation; DNA replication
Cellular component (GO): alpha DNA polymerase:primase complex
Molecular function (GO): DNA binding
Source: RefSeq, a predicted model, not a curated record